AUGGCCACCGAAACGACGACAUACAACGUCUACCGAGUCUAUUUUAGACAAAGCGACAAGCCCGAUCAUCAAGGCAUUGCUCUUGUUCCUGCACAGAAUGUGGAUCAAGGACGCGGCAGAUUUUAUCAUGUCACUGGAGAUCUGGGCCUGGGCAUGGAUUACGACCCGCGGCCCGGAUACAAUUUCCGGGGAACGAAAAGCUACAAGAGCUCUACGUUGCAAUUUCAGAUCCCGAAAGGAAAACUUCCCGCAUUCGAAGCAAUCGCUGCAAAACAGAAGGUUCCUCACGACCCGCGUGUACUCACGGACAAAAAUCCUUCCCCGCCACCUCGAAAUUGCUCGGACUGGGUUGAUGACGUCCUGAAGGAGGCCAAAAGAGAACUGGUUGGAUAA
Penicillium alfredii is the source of this 393-nucleotide messenger RNA. RefSeq lists its product as uncharacterized. The record is from RefSeq and is a predicted model, not a curated record. The transcript has a single exon. The coding region runs from base 1 to 393 and encodes 130 amino acids. Lineage: Eukaryota; Fungi; Ascomycota; Eurotiomycetes; Eurotiales; Aspergillaceae.